Corythoichthys intestinalis (scribbled pipefish) is the source of this 6756-nucleotide messenger RNA. RefSeq names its product zinc finger protein 432-like. The coding region runs from base 285 to 1736 and encodes 483 amino acids. Gene Ontology annotation, biological process: regulation of transcription by RNA polymerase II. The record is from RefSeq and is a predicted model, not a curated record. Gene Ontology annotation, molecular function: RNA polymerase II cis-regulatory region sequence-specific DNA binding; DNA-binding transcription factor activity, RNA polymerase II-specific. NCBI's taxonomy places the organism in Eukaryota, Metazoa, Chordata, Actinopteri, Syngnathiformes, Syngnathidae. The transcript is spliced from 3 exons. Gene Ontology annotation, cellular component: nucleus.
AUGUGAGUGGCUUUGGUGAGGAGUUGCCGUCCGAUUUUGUUGGAAGAGUCCUGCUUUGAAGAUAAUCCACUUUGCAUCUCUCCUUGGUCCCACGGCGGAAUGUAAGGUGGCAGAAACCUUCGAACACGCCAAGAAUCCAUUCAAUUUUGCUCCUGCUUUGAGUCGUUUGGGUGCACGUCGAGGCCUGCUUAGUUUAGCCUAGCCUAGCCUAGCCGCUAACAAAGAGAACAAACACCGCGCCUGGGAUCAACACGUCGCUGAGCAACCAAACCUCAAGUCCCAAAAUGUCAGAUGUUGGUGAAGCGCAUCGUCCUGGAUGCCAGGAGUCUGCUCGCACGGAAGAAGAAGAGGAGGAGAAGGAGGAAGAAUCGCUACACGUCAAGAAGUUGGUGGAAGAAUCCGUCCACGUUAAAGAGGAGCAGAAGGACUAUUUCAUUAGAGUGGAGAACCCCCACAUUGAGGAGCAGCAGCAACCUCAUCCCCUCAAAAAUGAGGACCCUCCAUAUGUUAAAAUGGAGGUGAUGGACAUCCCCAUGUGGACUGGUGAGCCCUUGAAGGGUAAAGAUGGAGGUCUGAGUGAGGCCAGCAGAGGGGCGGAGCCUUCGAGUGCCAGCAGCAGCAGUUCAAAAGAAGGAUUCCAAACAGACAAACUCUUCGCUCGGCCAUCAGAGAGUGACGACAAUACAUCACACUCGCUGUUCUGUUUCAGCAAAUAUCUUGGUCCUGACGCUCAACAGCUAAAGCGAGAAGUACAACUUCCAAUCGAAAAGGAGGAGGUAGAGCUGCCAUACAUUAAAGAGGAGGACAAUAUUACCAUGUCGACUGCUGAGCCAUUGAAUAGCGAGGAUGGUCUGAGUGAGGCUAGCAGAGGAAUGGAGUCUCCAAGCAGCAGCUCAACAGAAGGAUCGCGAGCACACAUUUUCAUCGCACCAUCAGAUAGAAAUGGCGCCACGUCAGACUCACCUUGCAAAGAUGAUGGUCAUAAGAAAUCUCACCAAACCUUUGCUAAUAACUAUACUUGUCGUAUGCAUAUGAGGAGCCACACUGGUGAAAAUCCUCUUGUCUGCUCAGUUUGUGGCCAAGGCUUCACUCGCAAGUACACCUUAAAAAUACACGAAAGAACCCACACCGGUGAAAAACCUUUUUCCUGCCCAGUUUGUGGUCGAGGUUUCGCUAAAAUGCAUAACUUACAAAUACACGUAAGAACGCACACCGGAGAAAAACCUUUUUUCUGCUCAGUUUGUGGUCAAGGAUUCACUCAAAUUCACCACUUAAAAGUACACACAAGAACCCACACUGGUGAAAAACCUUAUUUCUGCUCAGUUUGUGGUCAAGGAUUCAGUCAUAAGAGUGGCUUAAAAGUACACACAAGAACCCACACUGGCGAAAAACCUUUUUCCUGCUCAGAUUGUGGUCAAGAAUUCAGUCAUAAGAGUGGCUUAAAAGUACACAUAAGAACCCACACUGGUGAAAAACCUUUUUCCUGCUCAGUUUGUUGUCAACGGUUCAGUCAUAAUAGUGCCUUAAAAGUACACACAAGAACCCACACUGGUGAAAAACCUUUUUUCUGCUCAGUUUGUGGUCAAGGAUUCACUCAAAUUCAACACUUAAAAGUACACACAAGAACCCACACUGGUGAAAAACCGUUUUCCUGCUCAGUUUGUGGUCAAAAAUUCGCUCGCAAGGAUCGGAUUAAAAGACACGUGUGCAUUGUUGUCAGAAGCAGUGGCCAAUGACUGUAGUUUCCCCUACAUUCAAAACAUUGUGGCACACUGCCACACCAAAAUAAAAGCCGCCACACCUGGCAAAAAAGAUUUUUUUUUUUAAAGUAUGUUUCAAAUUUAGCAUCAGCCUAGUGUGCAGGGUUCAGCGGCAACCUAUUCAUUGUAUUCAUGGCCCCCUUAAGAGACGAGCUGUGACGUAGAAGAAGGAAGCGAGAAAGAGAACGGGUGAGCUUGCGAGAGAUAGCAGUCGCACAUUUCCGCUGUUAUUUCGUUAUUCUUUUUCUUUAUUAUUGUUGCCACAAUAAAGUGGGUAGGCCAAUAAUGACUCCUCUCCUUCUUCCCACCAUCUGGGGCAUUACAGUAUUUUGGAUCGGACUUUUCGGCGAAAGUGACAGCUGUCUUGGUCGGAAUGGCAAGUUUGAAUGAAGUUGCACCGAGAGGCGGGGCCCAAAAUAGUCUUGCUCUAUUUCAGAGCGCCGCUGCGCUACAGUCAAAAACGCAUUCAAUAGCAGAGGGGCUGGCGUACUUAAAUCUGUGCUAUCAGGCUGUUACGACAGUCGGAUGUUCGCAAUCACGGCGAUGAAACCUUGAUGAAUGCCCUUUUUUUCCCCACAAGUUUUGCAAGCUAAGGGACACUCGAAAAAUGGCUCUCAUACCUCUCCUUUCUAAGCUAAAUCAAAAUGGUACCUUGAUGUGCGUUUGUGUGGAAAUAUAGUUCACGAACAAAAAAAAACUAUUCACCUUCUCACCUGAACUACAUAGCAAUUAGAAUUUCCCCCUACUCCUUGAAACGGGUCCAUUACAAGUGUGUAGAAUUGGUGUCAAUAUUUGUAGGGACGAUAUAACAGCAUAACCUGCAUGUAUACUUUUUGCUGGGGACGGAACAUUAAUAAAACCAAACAGAUUAGGUGAACGGGGGUCAUGGCUACAUUUCUCACCAAUAUAAACCUAAUUAAUUGAUGUGCUAAAUGAUCAAUGCAAAAAUAAAUCUGUUUUGACUUGUACCAACUUUCACACUGCAAAUUUAUAACGUCUUAAUAUGAUAAUUUUUCUUAAAUCUAGUCGAAUAAUUUUCUCCAACCUGUUUUGAGUGUUAAAGACUAGCUAACAGAUUAAUGGGUCAGAUUAUUCAAUUUAUUUCAGGUAAAUAUUACCAUUUGUUCUUAUUAAGCCCAUACAUCCAAAGGUUGGUCAUUUUUCACCAAAAUCAAGGGGAAAAAUGCUUUCAAAUAAUGUUUUGAACAAUAUCAAUUCUUGAAUUAAGAACAUUUCUGACAAAAAAGCUUUUUUUAAGAUUAAGUAUACUCAAUUUUUGCCUAAAAUAUAUGUUAAGAAAAAUAGCUAGCGGAAAAUAAUCUUACUUCAAGAAAUCUGAGUAAAAUUGACUUGAAGCAAUGGCAAAUAAUUUCAAUUAUUCCUAGUAGAUUUGGACUGAAAACGAGGGAAUUUAACUAGUCAUCAGCUAAUAAAAACGUGCGUUUGAGGGGGAAAAAUGGUGUCCGUGUAAGUCUGAACAUAAUGAAAGUAAUUCACUUCAUAAUGGUAGGGUCAAUUCUGUCCUUACAAAAUAAAUGAAGACGAUCUAAAUUACCUCUAUAACUGAACUCAUUAUAAAAUGGAAAUAAGGUUGCUCAAAAGUUGGUGGGGAAAUUUCCCAGUGUUAUGUCCCUAAUGUCCCUAUGCAAACCUACACCAUUGGUCCAUUAACAGAAGGGCUAUUAUUGUUGUGGUAAUAUAGUACAUAUUGGGGUCAAAUAAAAGGAAAAAGAAGGACAACGAGAUGUUAAGUUUUACUGUUGCUACGAGGAAACAAAAGUCGGAUUAUUAUGUCGGGUAAUGUGGCUGUAAUCAGCUACGCAUUUUACGUUCAUGUACAGUAGCUGAGAGCUAUGACAUUAGCCUGACUAAUAAAAUAUUUCCAAUAGAUCUUUGUCAUGGUUCUUCUUGGGGGAAAAAUGUCAUUUGUGACACAUUUUUGCAGUGGCACGACAUGGUGAGGCUGUCCGACUCCGAUGCAGCCCACCACCACAGCUUCAAAAAAUCCUAGGGGAAACCCUGGACUGUUUUGCCUGUCAUCCAAGCUACCUUCAUCAGAUUGUGCACGCAUGUCAAUUGUAGUCUGUAGAGUUUCCUCAAAACCUGUUUAGGUUUGGCAGUACUGGUGCCUUACAUUGGGGCAAAUAAGUAUGUAGUCAACCACUAAUUGUGCAAGUUCUCCCACUUGAAAAUAUUGGCGAGGCGGUUAAUUGUCAACAUGGGGAAACCUCAACCAUGAGAGACAGAAUGUGGGGGAAAAAAAACAGAAAAUCACAUUAUUUGAUUUUUAAAGAAUUUAUUUGCAAAUCAUGGUGGAAAAUAGGUAUUUGGUCAAUACCGAAGUUCAUCUCAAUACUUUAUUAUAUACACUUUGUUGCCAAUAACGGAGGCCACACGUUUUCUGUAACUCUUCACAAGCUUUUCACACAACGUUGCUGGUAUUUUGGCCCAUUGCUCUAUGCAGUUCUCAUCUAGAGCAGUGAUGUUUUGGGCUGUUGUUGGGCAACACGGACUUUCAACUCCCUCCACAGAUUUUCUAUGGUGUUGAGAUCUGGAGACUGGCUAGGCCACUCCAGGACCUUGAAAUGCUACUUACAAAGCCACUCCUUUGUUGCCCUGGCUGCUUGUUUGGGAUCAUUGUCAUGCUGACCCAGCCAUGUCUCAUCUUCAAUGCUCUUGCUGAUGGAAGGAGAUUUACACUCUAAAUCUUUCGAUACAUGGCCCCAUUCAUUUAUUUCCUUUACACAGAUCAGUCGUCCUGGUCCCUUUGCAGAAAAAAAGCCCCCAAGCAUGAUGUUUCCACCCCCAUGCUUCACAGUGGGUAUGGUGCAAUUGGGAUGCAAUUCAAUAUUCUUCCUCCUCCAAACACGAGAACCUGUGUUUCUACCAAAAAGUUCUAUUUUGGUUUCAUCUUACCAUAACACAGUUUCUCCCAUUCCUCUUCUGGAUCAUCCAAAUGCUCUCUAGCACAGACGGGGCUGGACACGUCUGGCAGUGCAGGAUUUGAGUCCCUGGCGGCGCAUUAUGUUACUGAUAGUAGCCUUUGUUAUUGUGGUCUCAGCUCUCUGUAGGUCAUUCACUAGGUCCCCCCGUGUGGUUCUGGGAUUUUUGCUCACCGUUCUUGUUAUCAUUUUGACGCCACGGGGUGAGAUCUUGCAUGGAUCCCCAGAUCGAAGGAGAUUAUCAGUGGUCUUGUAUGUCUUCCAUUUCCUAAUAAUUGCUCCCACAGUUGAUUUCUUUACACCAAGCGUUUUACCUAUUGCAGAUUCAGUCUUCUCAGCUUGGUGCAGGUUCACAAUUUUGUCUCUGGUGUCCUUCGACAGCUCUUUGGUCUUGGCCAUAGUAGAGUUUGGAGUGUGACUGAUUGAGAUUAUAGACAGGUGUCUUUUAUGCUGAUAAUGAGUUAAAACAGGUGCCAUUAAUACAGGUAACGAGUGGAGCCUCGUUAAACCUUGUUAGAAGAAGUUAGACCUCUUUGACAGCCAGAAAUCUUGCUUGUUUGUAGGUGACCAAAUACUUAUUUUCCACUCUAAUUUGGAAUAAAUUCUUUAAAAAUCAAACCGUGAUUUUUUUUUUUUUUUUCAUGGUUGAGGUUUACCCAUUUUGACAAUUAAAGGCCUCUCUAAUCUUUUCAAGUCUGAGAACUUCCACAAUUAGUGGUUGACUAAAUACUUAUUUGCCCCACUGUACAUGUGCUUUGUCCAAUCCUUGUACGAUGUGGAUCCACACUCUUGCCAAAAGUAUUGCCUCACCUGAUUUAACUCUAAAGUUGAGUGGCAUUAUUUAUUCAAUACUCUCCCUCUUUCAAACUACACUUUUCAUGGCUAAUAUUUGAAACGGUAUACCCCAAAUUACAAAAAAAUCUAAAUCAUUCAUCAAUAAUAUAAUUACAUAAAUAUGGAAAAUUGUGAUUGGCUCACAAAUAUUAGUUUUUUUGGGGAGGGGUGAUUUAUAUAUCAUCAGUAAAAGUCAUCAGUAAAAUCCUUCCAUUGAUUAUAAUUUGGUGUAGAUGAGCGAAAAGAUAACGGCUUUCCUUAUUUUGGAAACUGAUUGUAAAACACAGCCUCACGAGAUGCUUUCAUUAUUGUUGACUUUCGUGGAGGCGGCAAAGCGCUACAGAAAGUACGUGGCUGCUUAUUCAGCCACAUUACGCCUGCGUAACAGGAAUACAUUUUUUUCCUCCUAGUCACAGUACGACUAUAAUCUCGUAGUCCUCUUUUCUUUAUUUUGGCCUACUACUUGGUCGUACAAAUCGGACAAUGAUGAGUAAAAUUGUUUGUGCUUUUAAUCAUUCCGGCCCACGUCGAUGAAAAUCUCGACUCUGCUUCGAAUUUUCAAAUGCUUGUACUUCACUGUGCUUGUUCAUUUUAUUCAUUAUAAAUAACUUGUUUUUAUUCAUUCCUAGCCUCCUCUUCCCUUUGUUCAGAAUAGGCCUAAUUAUGAUUAUAGUAUUGUAACUCAAAACUAGGGUUGUAACUAAAACCAAUACUUCGUUACCAAGUUGAUUCUAAGAUCCAGAAAGUGUGGCAGGACUGCCUUUUCUGCAAUACCCGAAGUAUCACCGGUACCGACGCAGCAGAUCUGGCCACUUCUUUUGUGUGGGAUACUCGGCGACACAAAUUGCUGGAAAAGCAGUCAUUUACACCGCUAAAUGGGGGUUGUAAAUGAGCAGUUAUAUGGUAACCCACGGUGUACUAAAGAACGAGAAAAACAGUCAAUGUACGCAACCUUUUUUUCCAGAUAAAAUCCCUAUUUUAGGACAACAUAACCUUCAUGUCCAAACUGUUGUUUUCUUCAACCAAUUUUUUUUUUUAGACAAAAAUCAAAACAUUUUUGUCAAAAUUUGUAAUAUUGAUGUCCCAUUGACAACCAACGAACGACGAAAUGUUUUUAAGUAUUUAAACGUAUUUUAAGUAUUUAACGCAGUACUUCUCAAAUAGUGGGGCGUGCCCCCUAGGGGGGGCGCAGAGCGAUGCCAGGGGGGGCGCAUGUGACC